AUGAUGCUAUUCAAAAAGGAUUCAAAGCUUAUCAACUAUCCAAAUAACGAGUGUAUGUCUCUUGUUAAGUUUUAGAUGAAAAUAACCAAAAAAAGAACAAUUCUAGAAAGAAGAAAGAUGAACAUGAAAAUAAGGAAAUUGUUGAAUCCGAAUUACCAUAAUUCAAUUUUAAUACAUUAAAUCCAGAAAAACAAAAAAUUGUUAUUGGAAUGAUAACAGAUUAAUUGAGUGCCAUUUGA
Paramecium sonneborni is the source of this 239-nucleotide messenger RNA. The record is from the annotation of a GenBank genome assembly. Lineage: Eukaryota; Ciliophora; Oligohymenophorea; Peniculida; Parameciidae.